AUGUCCAAUCAACAGCUAGUUGAAAGCAAAGGCAUCUUCCAUGGCCUACCUGUGUACCCAUCCUCGCUGAAAGGGCUCACGGCUAUCAUAACCGGGGCGAAUGGUAUUUCUGGUAACUACAUGCUCCGUGUAUUGGCCGAAGAUCCAGAGCGAUGGAGCAAGAUCUAUUGCCUGUCAAGGCGGCCACCUGCGAUCCCGGAUGGGUUACCGAAGAACGCCGAGCAUAUCCCACUAGACUUUCUACAAGACCCUCAAGAGAUCGCAAAGGUGCUGAAGGAGAAGGGUGUCAAGGCCGACUACGUCUUCUUCUACUCGUACGUUCAAGUCAAGCCAAAAGAAGGUGGCGGCUUGUGGAGCGAUGCCGAGGAGAUGUGCAAGGUGAACACGGCACUCCUUAAGAACUUCUGUGAAGCUCUCCCGAUAGCCAAUGUCAAGCCAAAGCGCAUCAUGCUCCAGACCGGCGCAAAGAAUUACGGUGUUCACCUUGGCCCGACAGCAACCCCUCAGGAAGAAACCGCACCACGCGUCACUCUCGAACCCAAUUUUUACUACCCACAGGAAGACUUUCUUUGGGCUUUCUGCAAGAAACAGGGUAUCGACUGGAACAUAUGCAUGCCAUCAGGAAUUCUCGGUGCUGUUCCGGAUGCAGCCAUGAACAUGGUCUUUCCGCUAGGCGUCUAUGCGAGCGUGCAGAAACAUCUAGGUGAAAAGCUUGAGUUUCCGGCUGACCUUCAAGCAUGGGAAGCCAACAUAUGCAUGUCUAGCAGCAAGAUGAACGCUUAUAUGGAGCAAUGGGCUGUGCUGAACGACGGGGCGAAGAACGAAAAGUUCAACACGAUGGACGGUACGACCUUCACGUUGGGCAAUUUCUGGCCGAAGUACGCAGGGUGGUAUGACAUUGGAUAUGAGCAUCCCAGUCUGGACGAUAGCGCAUACACGGUCACCACCUCAAAGCACGAUCCGCCUCCACGAGGCUUCGGACCACCGGCAACACAUCGCAUUCGCUUUACGCUGACUGACUGGGCAAAACAAGAGAAGGUGCAGAAGGCAUGGGAGGAGAUAAUCUCUAAGCAUGGUCUGAAGGUGGACAAGCUGCAAGAUAUGGAUGUUGAUCGUAUCUUUGGCUUCACAGAUGGAAUGAUGGGCACUCCCCUGGAUCUUACAAUGAACAAGGCACGGAAGAUGGGAUGGCAUGGGUUUGUGGACUCGAACGACGCCAUCAAAGAGGUACUUGGAGAGUUUGCAGAUCUCAAGAUGAUUCCUCCUCUAGAAAAGUAG
This is a messenger RNA of Alternaria atra, 1278 nucleotides long. RefSeq lists its product as uncharacterized. The transcript has 2 exons. The coding region runs from base 1 to 1278 and encodes 425 amino acids. NCBI's taxonomy places the organism in Eukaryota, Fungi, Ascomycota, Dothideomycetes, Pleosporales, Pleosporaceae. The record is from RefSeq and is a predicted model, not a curated record.